UUACUUGCCGACCCAGACACCAUCGCCGGAAGCUCCGAGCCUCCGAUAUCUUGGACACUCAAAAAAACCCUACACAUACCACCCUUUCACAUACACAAAAUUUGAUUCAGAAACACACAAAUUUCUUCAAAAUGAGAGCAAUUGGUAGAAGAAUCCCAAACCCUAACAAUUCCUUCCUCUCUAAUGGAACCAGCAAGAACCCAUUCUUAAUGUCUGUGCCUUACUAUUCCUUCUCUUCCUCCGCCGGUCGCGGCCGAGGUGGUGGGGGCCCCGCUUCCAGUUCCGUGUUCGGUUCCUUGAGUGGUGACGAGGAAAAAUCGAGACCUGACUCGACAGAGUCUCCGCCGCCUGGUCUCGGCCAUGGCCGGGGCAGGCCCAUUCCUUCCGACCCAGUUCUUCCCUCUUUCUCAUCCUUCGUUUCUUCAAUUAAACCUGUUCAGCCUGGAGCAGGUCGCGGUCGGCUAGCGGCCGGGUCAACUCAGAAUCGAUUCGGUGCGGAUUCGCCGACUAUUUCACAUGACUCGAGGUCACCUGACAUUUCUUUACCCACUAGGAAAGAGGAGGACGAUGAAGUUGAUAAAUCGACUCCCCUGUCUCAGUCAGAAGAGUCCAAUCUCCCGACAAGCAUACUCUCAGCUCUGCCUGGUGCUGGACGGGGAAAACCAGUGAACCAAACGGAUUCUACACCUCAAACCCAGGAGGAUAAUCGGCAUUUGAGGCGCAAGCCUAAGCCUAGUCCAGCUAGAGAUGAGAUACGGCAGCCCCAGCAGAAGUUGAGCACGGAGGAGGCUGUGAAGAAAGCAGUAAAUAUUCUAUCUCGCGGUGGUGGCGGCCCUGAGGAAGGUGGUGAUACUGGCAUCGGGAGGGGACGAGGUGGGCGUGGGAGAGGGAGGAGAGGGAGAGGUAUGGGUGGAAGAGGUUGGAGAGGUAGGGGGCGUAGAGGGGUAAGUGAGGAUGGAGAAGAAGGUGAAUUUGCUGGGCUUGAGCUUGGGGACAAUGCUGACGGCGAGAAGUUAGCCCAGAGGCUUGGACCGGAGAAUAUGAACAAGUUGGUCGAAGGGUUCGAGGAGAUGAGUAGUAGAGUACUGCCUUCGCCAAUUGAUGAUGCUUAUUUGGAUGCCAUGCACACCAAUUUCUUGAUUGAGUUUGAGCCAGAGUAUUUGAUGGGGGAGUUCGAUCAAAACCCUGAUAUUGAUGAGAAGCCCCCUAUUCCUCUUCGCGAUGCCCUAGAGAAGGCAAAGCCUUUCUUGAUGGCAUAUGAAGGAAUUCAAAGCCACGAAGAGUGGGAGGAGGCUGUAGAAGAAAUAAUGAAGCAAGUUCCGCUUUUGAAGGAGAUUAUUGAUUAUUACAGUGGACCAGAUAGGGUAACUGCAAAGACACAACAACAAGAGCUAGAGAGAGUUGCAAAAACUAUUCCUGAAAGGGCACCCGAUUCUGUGAAGCGGUUUGCUGACCGUGCAAUUCUUUCUCUACAGAGCAAUCCUGGAUGGGGAUUUGACAAGAAAUGUCAAUUUAUGGACAAGAUGGCGUGGGAGUUUUCUCAGCAUUACAAAAAGGACAAAAAACCAUCCUUGCGAUGAGGCGGAGCAAUUAUGACGAGGAUGUGAUGAGAAGUGCCUCAGCAGGUGUCAAAAGUGAGUUUUUGCUGGCUCUAGAAUGAAGAUGAAGGUUAUAGCUGAGAUCAUAUUGAUUUUUUUUAAGUAUCUUGGGUGUCUGGGAUUGAAAAUUUCAAGAACAUUUCAUAUCUGGGCUGUGUUUCAGAUAGCUGAUGCAGAAUUUGAUUCAAUAAUAAUUCAGCUUGUUCAUUUCAGUUCAUUUAGUAGGUUAUUGGAUUCAUUUUCUUCAACAGUUUUUUCUCUCUUUUUGCUUUCUUAAGACUUGUUCAGUAUAAGUUUCGACUGUAUGUCUUGUUAGUAAUGGACAUGAUAAUGUCAACAGUGGAGAGUCCAUUUCUUGAUCUUA
This is a messenger RNA of Tripterygium wilfordii, 1962 nucleotides long. RefSeq lists its product as uncharacterized. The record is from RefSeq and is a predicted model, not a curated record. The transcript has 4 exons. The coding region runs from base 132 to 1580 and encodes 482 amino acids. Lineage: Eukaryota; Viridiplantae; Streptophyta; Magnoliopsida; Celastrales; Celastraceae.